Rotaria sp. Silwood1 is the source of this 363-nucleotide messenger RNA. Lineage: Eukaryota; Metazoa; Rotifera; Eurotatoria; Philodinida; Philodinidae. The record is from the annotation of a GenBank genome assembly.
AUGUCAAAUACUCAUCCAAAAUCUGAAUCGAUUGUACCAUCGACAUCUACUUUUGAUCCAAUUCAUUUAGAAUCUGAAAUUCUUCAAUUAUGUCGUCAAUUUCCUAAUGGUGUUAGUGAUAAAAGGCUUGAAAAUUCAUUUCAACCAAGUACGUAUAUUUAUCGUAUACGAGAUCCAAUGAAUAAAUCAAAUUCAUCAAUAUCAAUUGGUAAUGGAAUAGCAGAUCCAAUGGAAAGAACAGUUUAUCAAAUUGUUGAAGAAAGUGGAAAUUUAGGUAUUUGGAUGCGUGAUAUUAGAUUAAAAAUAAAAUUAUCUCCAACAAUACUUAAUAAAACACUUAAAUCAUUAGAAAGUACAUGGUGA